Messenger RNA from Aedes aegypti (yellow fever mosquito), 1330 nucleotides. Its product is annotated as zinc finger protein squeeze. Bases 231 to 1178 code for a protein of 315 amino acids. NCBI's taxonomy places the organism in Eukaryota, Metazoa, Arthropoda, Insecta, Diptera, Culicidae. Gene Ontology annotation, molecular function: zinc ion binding. The record is from RefSeq and is a predicted model, not a curated record. Gene Ontology annotation, cellular component: nucleus. The transcript has 3 exons.
CGUCCCACUCCUCUCAACGCAGAGCUGUCAAAUCAAACCAGUUUUGUUUGUACACACGUCGCCUCAUCCGCCUCGCCGCAAUCAAACUUUCGCUCAACAAGUGGCGUCGAUUUUUGCUCCGAAAACAUUCCAUUAGUUGUAGAAGUGAAAUAUUAUUUAACUGAAAGCAUAGUUUAUUCUUUUAUUAAGUUUAAAUGAAACAUUUGUGAGCGUAGAACAUUAGCUAUAUCAUGGAAAACCGCUUGUGCCGUUUGUGUUUGACUUUGAACAGCGGCCGGAUUCCGCUCUUCGACGAGAUGACUAUGAAGCCGAAUGUCCUCCUGAUUCAGAAAGUGGUCGAGUGCACUUCCAUAAGGAUAACAGCUGAGGACGAUUAUCCGUCGUCGAUUUGCGGGGAAUGCGAGCGAAAGCUGAACGAAUUGUCCGCGUUCAAAAUCCAAUGCAUCGUGAAUAACGAUUUCUACCGGGAGAAACAAGCGGAACUGCGCAAAGAACAGGUGUCCUGCAGCCAACAGCCCACGGAAGUGGUUUGUCUGGACGAUGACGACGAAGAGGAGGUGUAUUAUGCGGAAGAGUCCCAAAAGGAAUCGGAGGAACCAAGUCAGGAACCGGUUCAGAAGAGGGCCCGAAUCGAGCAGGUCAUCAUCGAGGAUGACGAUGACGAGGAGCAGGAGGAACAGAACGAACGGCUAAACUACGAAAGCGAGCAAACGGAAUACGAAGAGUUCAACCUGGACGACUUCGAACUAGUGGAAGGCCAAGAAGUGGACCAGUACUACCAGCCGGAGGAACCGCUCAUCGACAACAGCGCCAUCCUGACGUCGAUUCUGCUGGACGACGAAGAGGACGACGGAGGUAACAAUGCGCUACUCAUGGACCAAGGCCACUACGAAAAAGUCUACCCGUACGAGUGCGAAUUCUGCCGGAGACGUUACUCGUCCCUUACGAAGCUGGAAUCGCACGUGAAGUCCCACUCGCAGAACCGGAUGAAGUGCUUCAUUUGUGGCAAGCUGGUCGUGGUCCACCUGCUGCGGCAUCUCCGUUCGCAACAUCCCGGGAUGACGUUUCCAGAGCCGGUGCGCUGUUGGCACUCCAAGUGCUCCGAUUUGGACCAAGUGUUCCUGGACGUGAAUCAACUGUUGGCGCACAUGGACGCCAAGAGGACGAGGAGACGGUAGGAUACCGUGGCUAGAAUAGUGCGUAAAUCAAGUGCCUUUUUACUAUUAAUAUAUUAUUUAAGGUUGAUGAGACUGUACAUAUAUAAAUUUUUGCGCUCAAACCGAUAGAUGCAAUAAAGUGAGUAUUUUUGUCGAAGUAUUUUAGAAAAGAA